Molecule: messenger RNA, 4417 nt
Organism: Trichogramma pretiosum
Lineage: Eukaryota; Metazoa; Arthropoda; Insecta; Hymenoptera; Trichogrammatidae
Gene: Tmem63
Product: CSC1-like protein 2
Exons: 12
Coding region: 602-2905 (767 amino acids)
Cellular component (GO): plasma membrane
Molecular function (GO): calcium-activated cation channel activity
Source: RefSeq, a predicted model, not a curated record
CUGGCAUAUUGACGAGUGGGGGCUGACGGAAAGUCGAAAGACGAUUUGCUUCUCGCAGUUAGUGCGCGUUUAGCCGUCAUUGAUUUCGCCACUGUGUAGUGUAGAGUGCAACAACGAUGAUAAUGUCGCGUUACGACUAACUUUUGUGUAUACAUAUAUAUAUUAUAUACUUAUAUGUAUAUAUAUCUUAUAUAUCUUACAUUUAUCAUAUAUAUAUACCCAUACAUACACAUGCGAUACACGUCAGGUGUAUAUCGUGCUUCGUGCAUUGAAAACGUUUACUACCUAUAUACAUAUGUCGAGGCGCAAUCGACAAUAGUUGUAUAGUGAGCAGUAGUCGUUUAGUGCGUGGUGAUAUAUCGUACAUAUAUCAGUAGAUCGAAGACAUCAUCGCAGUGAGCAGAAGCUUUGACUUUUCUUCGUCAUCUCGCUGCAGUCACAGAGAGGUGUGAUCGAGGCAGUAGAAAACAGUUUUCCUGCCAAAAACGGCGAUGUGUCAGGCCGCUGCUGACACAUGCAGCUACGGUACCAGUGAAAUGUUCUGCGCUCGUCGUCAACAUCAAUUCAUGAAAUUAAUAAUAAAAAGCAACGCCUGACCAUCAUGGACGCGGACUUAUAUCCCAAUCCCAGUCAAUACACUCCACCAUCUAUUGACCAGUGUAUGAUAAUUCAUAGGAACCGUACAUUAAUUUUAAAUCUUUACAAUGGAGUUCCAGACAACUUGCUAAUUAACAGUUUGGCUUUUCUUCUUCUUGUAUUACUAUUUGGUUUGCUAAGAAAGAAAGCAUGGAACUAUGGAAGACUUGCAUUAUUGCACAAAUCAGAAAAUCGUUGGAUGGAAUUAUUUUAUGGAGAACACGAUUCAAGAGAUGCCGAAAUCCAGUGCAUUGAAUCAGCCUCUUCAAGUUCCCAUCUGUCUCACUCGGAUAGGGGAUUUUUAUCAUGGAUCGUUACAGCAUUUCGGUUACCAGAUGCAGAGCUUUUAAAACGAGCAGGGCCCGAUGGUCUGCUAUAUGUCUCAUUUCAAAGACAUCUAAUUUUGCUGACAUUCAUGAUGACAGUUGUUUCCCUAUGCAUAAUCUUACCAAUCAACUUUCAUGGUAACAUAAGUGGAGAUCCUAGUGCCUUCAGUCAUACUACACUGUCGAAUCUUGACUCUAGAUCGCCAUGGCUAUGGGUGCACACAAUAAUACUUUUAUCAUAUUUACCUAUAGGAGCAUUUGUCAUGAGGCGGUUUAUUAAACAAGUAAGAGAUAUGAAGCCAGGUGGUGAAUUAACUGCUAGAACAUUACUCAUUUCGGAAAUACCCAGGCACCAAUGCAACGUUGAAGGCUUGACUCAAUACUUUAAAGAGGCUUUUCCUACUUUGAGUAUAGAGGAUGUAACUUUAGCUUAUGAUAUCAGGGAACUUUCUAGUUUAGAUGCAGCUAGAGAUUGUGCUGAACAGGCCAAGCUAUACUGUGAGAAUUACAAUAGAAGAAAAGGUCCCUUGAAAUUGUAUCCCAAACCUUGUGGACAGCUCAUAGGGUGCUGUUUUAGACAACAAGUAGAUGCACUCGAAUUUUAUACAGCUGAGGAAGCACGUUUGACGGCACUCGUAGAAGUGGAACGCAAGACUGCUCUGAGUCGUCCAAUCGGUGUGGCUUUUGUAACUCUUGGUACACCUGGUGCUGCAAGAACCAUGCGACGAGCAUUACGUUCGUCACCAUCGAUUAGAUGGCUCGUAGACUAUGCGCCCUCUCCAGCUGAUAUAUUCUGGGAAAACUUGAGUAUACCAAGACCUUGUUGGUAUUUAAAUGCUAUACUGAUAAAUGCAGUUCUUGGACUUAUCCUUUUCUUCUUGACUACACCAGCUGUCGCUGUCACAGCAUUGAAUAACCUGUCAACAACAGGAGAAAUAAAAAAAUUAAGUCCUCUGUUGUCAGCAUUUGUACCAACUGUUCUCCUCGUGACUGUAGCCGCUUUGAUGCCGGCUAUAGUCGGAAGAAGCGAAUCAUUAGUCAGACACUGGACACGAAGUGGUUUAAAUCGUACUCUUAUGCGAAAAACUUUGUUACUACUUUUACUCAUGGUCCUAAUCCUACCUAGUCUAGGAUUAACGAGUGCACAAGCGUUCGUCGAAUGGACCAUCAAUGCUAAUAACAACACAACUCCUUGGCAGUGUGUUUUUCUACCAGACCAGGGUGCACUGUUUGUAAAUUAUGUGAUAACUGCUGCUUUACUUGGCACUGGAAUGGAAUUAAUGAGAUUUUCAGAAUUAGCACUUUACACGUUCAGACUGUGCAUAGCUAGAAGUCGAGCGGAACGUAUUUACGUUAGAAAAGCAGUCUUGUGGGAGUUUCCAUUGGGUGCCCAUUAUGCCUGGCUUCUUCUUGUAUUUACCAUGACAACAGUUUACAGUCUUGCCUGCCCACUAAUCACACCAUUUGGAUUGCUUUAUAUGCUUAUUAAACAUGUGGUGGACAGACACAAUUUAUGCUUUGCAUAUGGCCCAGCUGUUGGAGGAGGUCAAUUAGCAGGUUCAGCAGCUAGCGCUGCUGGUGCAGCUCCUGUUUUAGCUCAAGCAGCUUUCCUUGCUUUAGGUCUUGUACGAACAGGUUUAUCUCCAUUAGCUGCUGUGCAGCUUAGUGGCCUUGCUAUUAGUAUACUUGGACUUGUAACUGGAGCUACUUUACCAGCCUCCAAACCUAAAAAUCAAUCAUCUAAGCGAGAUUUAUCUGCCGGACAGCAUUUCGUCGCACCUGUAUUGAGAAAACGAUUAAUUGUCGAUAGUCCUGAUGAAAAUAUAUCGAAUUCUACAUCUGUACAAAGCUCACCGAGCACAAGAGUUUAUACAACCAAUUCUUCUAAUCAAGGAAGCCCAAGAUUAUAUCAGGACUACGGUCGUGAGCCGACCAAUGUAUGAUCUGAUUACUUUCAUCAUAGUUAAACUAAAUACUCUUUACAAUGAUUUAUUUUUAUGCUAAUAGAAAAUUAUUAAUUAUAUCGUCGGUUGUAUCAAUCGGUAUUUGAAAAAGCACGAGUUUUAUAUAUAAAAUUUAUGUAAGUUAAAAAAAUUUUUAUUUACAUCACGUUAUAAAGAUCUAUCUAGGAAUAAGCUUUGAUUUAAAAUAGCUGAAAUUCGAUUAUUAGUAUAUUGCUGUCCUAGGCCACUAUGCUAUUUUUUAUCAAAGCGGGCGGAAAAAUCUUAAAAUCGACUUCUUGUACUCCUUGACUAACAGUACACAACAGAGGUGGGACACGGUUCAUUUUUUACGAUUGUCAAAUUUUCAGUUCAAGCAUAGCUAGAUUUUGCAUAGUGUGCGGAAAGUCAAUUUUAAGAUUCUCGCACAUUGUGACAAACAGUACAAUAUGAAACUAGGGCUGUUGACAAUCUCACACUUGUACAAAAUGGACCUACCACCUUAGCUACGUAAUGUACUAUUUUUCAUACCCUGUGUCUCGAACAUGGCAUUUUCCGAUUUGUACAGCGACUGGCAACUGCUACUUUCUGGUCACUGGCGUGAAAAAUACUUAAAUGAACGAAAAUUUGCUAAACACAUCUAUAGGUCAAAAACAAAUUUUCUAUAAUUUAAUUUUAUUCUUUCAUUUUGAAAUAACGAUUAAGUUUUUUAAAGCAAAAUAACAAGAAGAAUAUCAUAGUUAAAAUAUGUAAAGCAAAUUAAGCUUCAAUAGCAAUAUAAAUUUAUAUACAUACAUUUCUACUACUGUACAGAUAUUUUAAUAGAAUUUUUGUUUAACGUUGAUUUCCGUGUCGUAUCAUUGUGGAGUUAGCUUUUAACUUUUACAAUAUCCUCAAACUCGUUGAUUACGAUUAAUUGUAUAUUUAGAUUUGUAAUAUAUAUUAUAUAUUUAUGAGAGUGAUAAUAAUAUUUAUGAGUUCAAACAGAAAAUUACAUUGUUGCUGUUUGCAAUCUAUGUGAAAAUAUAAAUAUCAAAUGAAUUAUUGUAAUUGAUGAAUUAAAUUAUUUCAAGUAUGCGACCAAAUUUUUAACAAUGACCUAUUCUUUUAGAGUGUGCAAAGGUAUCAUGAAUUUUAUUUUAAUAAAAUAUUAAUGAGUUUCAUUUGAAGUAUGUACAAUGAAUUAAGUAGAUAAGAGUAUUACUAAGAUACUUAACUCAAAGUACACAAAUAAAUAUCAAUUUUAUUUAUUGUAACUCUAAGUUUUUUUUAUUUUUUAGCUAUUAUUUUACACUUAUGCCUAUUGGAUUUAAUAGAAAUAAAAGUAUGACUGUAACAGUUUCCAGUGAAAAUAAGAAACAUGAACAAUUAAUAAAAUUUUUAUGCAUGAACUAAACAAUUUUCAAUGAUGAAAUAAUUAUAAGAUAUAUAUGUAUAUUUGAGUUAAAGUGAUUAUUAAAAGACUUUUGUCGUGCAUUAAAAGAAAUAAAAAUUAUAACCUAUAUUACAUAUCAA